Molecule: messenger RNA, 1573 nt
Organism: Rhopalosiphum padi (bird cherry-oat aphid)
Lineage: Eukaryota; Metazoa; Arthropoda; Insecta; Hemiptera; Aphididae
Product: elongation of very long chain fatty acids protein AAEL008004-like
Exons: 7
Coding region: 120-941 (273 amino acids)
Biological process (GO): fatty acid elongation, saturated fatty acid; fatty acid elongation, polyunsaturated fatty acid; sphingolipid biosynthetic process
Cellular component (GO): endoplasmic reticulum membrane
Molecular function (GO): fatty acid elongase activity
Source: RefSeq, a predicted model, not a curated record
CAUAUGUCGCGUAGGUGGCGACACUCUAGUUUAAUUAUACGGUUGGGAAUUCAUAUUAUAGGGUAGUUUAAUAACUAUAUUUUUAUUUUUAUUAAAUAGUUUAAUAGAUUUGUAAGUUGAUGGAGGUGACAAAAGAAUUUUUUGAAAAGCUAGAUGCUUUUGUCGAUCAAUAUGGAGAUCCAAGAACUAAUGAAUGGCCUAUGGUCCAAGGAAUCACAACCACAUUAGCAUGUGCUUCGGUGUAUUUAUAUUUUGUGUUAUACUUAGGGCCAAAAUUUAUGGAAAAUAGAAAACCUUUUCACUUACUACCAAUAAUUAAAGUGUAUAACAUAGUUCAGUUGGUAGCAUGUAUCUUAAUUUUUUAUAUGAUUUUGAUUUCUGGAUGGACGACUAAAUAUACCCUUGGAUGUGAACCUGUUGACUCCAAUGCACCACAUUCAAUUCGAUUAGCUAAACUAUUUUGGUGGACAUACAUGUUAAAAUUAGUGGAAUUUGCUGAAACGGCAUUUUUCAUUCUACGUAAAAAGGCAAAACAAGUUUCUGGACUUCAUGUUUAUCAUCACGCAUCUACGUUUAUUUUAGCUUGGGCUGCAGUUAAAUUCUUCCCAGGUGGUAUGGCUUCUUUCCCAAUUUUAGUGAAUUCUGUAGUACAUAUUAUUAUGUAUGCUUACUAUCAACUUUCAUCUAUGGGACCACAAUAUCAUAAAUUUACAUUAAAAUAUAAAAAAUAUGUGACUAUUAUUCAACUGAUUCAGUUUGGUAUUCUUGUACUACAUACUCUACAAGUUUUGUCAUCAAGUUGUUCUAUGCCUAAUGCAUACCUAUAUGGAAUGCUACCAGAUAUCAUUGUUUUGUUUUAUUUAUUUUACAAAUUUUACAGAAAUACAUACAUAACAAAAAAAAAAAAUGUAGAGCUUAAAUCGACAGAAAAAAUUAAAUAAUUAUUUUAUCAUUUGUAUUAUACCUAUAAUAAAAGUAUAAACAAAUGAAAUCAAACAAACAUGAGUAAUCAUAUAAAAAUGCCAAGAAAAAUAUUAUAACAUUAAAUUGUAAUAUUAUUUAUUUUACUUAAUUAUUAUUAUUUAAUUAUUAUAAUUAAAAAGAAAACCUAAUAUUUGUAUUAUUUUUCUGUUUAUACAACACAACAUUGAACUACUAUUAAUGUAUUUAGUGAAUUUUAUAUUAUGAUAAAUUGUUUGGCUUAAUCAAAAUUUUUAUUUUAAUUACUUAUUAAGCUUUACCUACUUAUUCUAUGUCACAAUCUUAAGCGUAAAAAAAUUACAACACAUUUUUGCAAUUGAAAUAAAAAGUUAUUUUAUUUCUUAUUGAUCAUAUUCAAUUAGUGAACUAUUCAUUCCUUUUUUAUAUUAGGUAUAUAGUAAACUAGUAAUAUGCUCUCAAUCAAUUUUGUCAUCAAUUUGUUUCAUACCUAAUGCUUUGAAAACAUUUAAGUAAAAAAUAAAAAUAAUAAAGAUGUUAAAAAAAAGAAAUUUGAUAUAUAAGCACAUUUUACCUAGUAUUAACAAGAUUAUUUGUGACCUAUGUAAUAAAAGUGUAUACCUAUCUAAAAUAA